Messenger RNA from Hibiscus syriacus, 339 nucleotides. RefSeq lists its product as uncharacterized. The transcript has a single exon. The coding region runs from base 1 to 339 and encodes 112 amino acids. Lineage: Eukaryota; Viridiplantae; Streptophyta; Magnoliopsida; Malvales; Malvaceae. Gene Ontology annotation, cellular component: NatC complex. The record is from RefSeq and is a predicted model, not a curated record.
AUGGAACAAGAAGUAGGGGAAUCGUUGAUUCAGUUGGGGAACUCGGAUAGUUCCGAAUCUAGCAGCUCAGAUCCUGUAACUCGUGUAAGAAAGCUAUUGUUUCGCCGUAUGCUGGUGGGGAUCAAAGACGGAAGGUUUUUCUUGGGCACUUUCCACUGCCUUGACAAGCAAGGAAAUAUCAUUCUCCAGGAUACAGUAGAGUACCGUAGCACUCGCCGGUCCUCUCCAUCUCCGAUGGAGCAACGAUGCCUUGGUCUCACUCUCAUCCCUGUCUCUUGUCGUGUCUCCUGUCAUGUGGAUUGCUCCGUCGAGGAACAGUUGUCGUUGCUGAAGGUAUAA